Molecule: messenger RNA, 735 nt
Organism: Schistocerca americana (American grasshopper)
Lineage: Eukaryota; Metazoa; Arthropoda; Insecta; Orthoptera; Acrididae
Product: mite allergen Eur m 3-like
Exons: 5
Coding region: 1-735 (244 amino acids)
Biological process (GO): proteolysis
Molecular function (GO): serine-type endopeptidase activity
Source: RefSeq, a predicted model, not a curated record
AUGCUCACAGCAACAGCUUUGCCAACUGCUGCAUCACCUGAGAGGAGAUGCAGUGCUCUAGCCUUCCAACUGCCCGCUGCUGACAUCAGCACGCCUCACCAGCUGAGACCACCAACGUCACAGAGGGCACUGGCCGCCUACUCAGUCCUUCCUUCGCCGAUCACCUACGGCACCUAUGAAGCGUUGUCUGGUACCAUCAACCUGAACGAGGGGGGCACGAGACACGCGGUGACGGAGAUUCAUAGUCAUCUGGGCUACAGUCCUGAUGAUUCCUGGCUCAACGACAUCGCUGUUUUCAAGGUGAGCCCAGAAUUUCCAAUAGAUGGAGUCAACGUGGCACCCAUACAGCUGCCAGAGCCGGCAGAGGAGGUUCCAGAUGGAGUCAACGUCACCGUCAUAGGUUGGGGAGAUCUGUGGUAUGGAGGACCGCAGCCAGACAACCUGCGCAAAGUGGACUUGGGAGUAGUAAACCAAGAGGAAUGCCAAGCGGUGUGGGGCGAAGAUGGCUACGCCAUCUAUCCUACGCAGAUGUGUGCUGCUCGCUUCGAGGAGAAAAACUACGACUCCUGCUACGGUGAUUCAGGUGGUCCGCUGCUCUACGAGGGAAAGAUUGUGGGGAUUGCGUCGUGGGGAUACGAGUGUGCUACCCCUCCAUACCCCUCAGUCGCCACCCGUGUCUCCAUGUACAUAAACUGGAUCAUUGAGAACACGAACGGAACAUUGGUGCCGCACUAG